AAAACAAACCAACUGUGAGAUUGUGUGCAGUCUAACCACUUUUGUGAUCAGUAGGUUUUGUAUUGAUCCAUUAAUGAGUCAAGUUAUAAUUUUUGAAGAUAGGAAUUUUAUAAAGUUUUGUAAUAAACAAAUACAUGAUCAGAAAUGUAUCUUGACUAACAAAUGCUUUAGUCAAGCCAAACAAACAGUCAGAAUUAAGUACCGGUAUGUAGAUCUACAAGUUUCAUAAUGCAAAGCUAACGCCACUGUAUUCAUGAGGACAGGUGCACAAUCAAUACUGUGGUUUUGGGAUUAUAAUGAAACUGGAUUAUAAUGAAACUGGAAAACAUAUAUAUAUAAUAUACAUUCUGGAAGGAUGCUGGGCUUGAAACAAAGGGAAGAAAACAUCAUCAACCAUCUGAGAAUAGACUUACGGUCUCAACCAUACUUUAUAUUAAAAUAGGCAAGCCCCCAACUGGAAAAUGUACAAACUGUAGCCAAACAGAAACAUUCAAACAUGUACAUAACUAGAAAUAAAAACACAAUAUCAACAUAAAUCACCUUCUUCAAGCAAUAAGGAGGGGAAACACCGUGACUUUUCAUUGUCAUCACCCUUGGGGGGGAGAAACAGCAGGCAAGACUUCUGUAUGUAUUUCCCCUGCAUGGUCCCGUCCCCCACACUCCAGUCCUGCUGGUGGCGCUAAUGCAGCGCCAACCGCCGAGAAACGUUUGAGAAGAAGAAGAAGAAGAAAAUCCAAAACAGACUGGCGCUAUAAAAGCGCCCGUUGAGUGGAUGCCAGCGGCUGAAACCGGAUAAAAGUAAUUUAUUGGGAUUUAAUAUCGAGUAUAUAACACAUUUGUGUGACUACGGUGUGGUUCUUGGAUUCCUCAAAGAAGUAACGAUUGAACGUCAUCAGGCUAAAGCGUGAAACGUGAAGCGCAAAGCAACAAGCUGAACUGCCUGUCUGGUCCAAACGAACAGAAUGCAGAAGGCCUCCCGUUUGAAGCGCGAGCUUCAGAUGCUGAGCACCGAGCCCCCUCCCGGGAUCACAUGCUGGCAGACCGAGGAGCGGAUAGACGACCUCCGGGCACAGAUAGUGGGCGGAACCGGGACUCCAUAUGAAGGUGGACUCUUUUCCUUGGAGAUUAAUGUCCCAGAUAGGUACCCGUUUGAACCUCCCAAAAUGCGAUUCUUGACCCCCAUCUACCACCCAAACAUCGACAAUUCAGGACGUAUCUGCCACGAUGCCCUCAAACUCCCACCAAAGGGUGCCUGGAGGCCAUCCCUAAAUAUCUCCACAGUCCUCACCUCCAUUCAGCUCCUCAUGACUGAGCCCAAUCCAGAUGACCCACUCAUGGCUGAUAUAUCAUCAGAGUUCAAAUACAACAAACAGCUGUUCACGGAGAAAGCCAGGAAGUGGACACAAGAACAUGCUAUUCAGAAGAACAUGGGAGUCUUGAAGGGCAACAAGGACAAUACUCCAGAUUCGAAAGCUUCAUCCCGCAAAAGGGAGGCUUUCGAGGUGUACCAGGAGGCAGUGGAGCCGCCAAAGAAAACUUGUGUGUAGUUUCCAUCUCGCUCGUCAGAGCCACAGGUCUCUUUUCCAGAGCAAACACUCCUUACACACCUGUUUGCAAAGAGUACGAUUUUUUAUUUCGUGCCAAUAUCUACCUAUUUUCACUAUAUAUGUAUUGCUAUGUAAUACAGUAAUAGCCACAUAUUUAUAUGUAUACAUUUGUAUGUUUGUCUCGUGAUAAUAAAGUUUAUUUUAACACUAAUUGAUUGAACUAA
Molecule: messenger RNA, 1771 nt
Organism: Cyclopterus lumpus (lumpfish)
Lineage: Eukaryota; Metazoa; Chordata; Actinopteri; Perciformes; Cyclopteridae
Product: ubiquitin-conjugating enzyme E2 T-like
Exons: 7
Coding region: 963-1547 (194 amino acids)
Biological process (GO): sterol biosynthetic process
Cellular component (GO): endoplasmic reticulum
Molecular function (GO): sterol 24-C-methyltransferase activity
Source: RefSeq, a predicted model, not a curated record